Molecule: messenger RNA, 5565 nt
Organism: Protopterus annectens (West African lungfish)
Lineage: Eukaryota; Metazoa; Chordata; Ceratodontiformes; Protopteridae
Gene: CALR
Product: calreticulin
Exons: 9
Coding region: 133-1377 (414 amino acids)
Biological process (GO): protein folding
Cellular component (GO): endoplasmic reticulum membrane; endoplasmic reticulum
Molecular function (GO): calcium ion binding
Source: RefSeq, a predicted model, not a curated record
AUGUGGUUGGUUGAGGAGCUGAGGUAUAAGAACUCAAAGUGGUUCAUUCUAUAUUGCAGAAAAAAAAUAACAAGCCUGAAUUAAGUGUCAUCAGAAAGGCUGCUGCCGUGUGGAAGGGGAAAAAAGAAUAAAAUGAUGCAGACAAGAUUUAUGCUUUGCUGUCUGUUUGCUUUUGUGGCUGCAGAACCUACAGUUUAUUUUAAAGAGGAAUUUGGUGAUGGAGAUGCCUGGACAUCUCGGUGGGUGGAGUCUAAGCACAAGUCAGACUAUGGGAAAUUCAAGCGGACUGCUGGCAAAUUUUAUGGUGACCCUGAGAAAGAUAAAGGUCUUCAGACUAGCCAAGAUGCCCGUUUCUAUGCUAUGUCUGCAAAAUUUGACUCCUUUAGCAAUGAAGGGAAAACACUUGUGGCUCAAUUCACUGUAAAACAUGAGCAAAAUAUUGACUGUGGAGGAGGGUAUGUGAAGCUAUUUCCUGCAGAUCUGGAGCAGACCAAGAUGCAUGGUGACUCUGUCUACAAUAUCAUGUUUGGCCCAGACAUUUGUGGACCAGGGACAAAAAAGGUUCAUGUCAUUUUCCACUACAAAGGAAAGAAUCAUCUAAUUAAUAAGGACAUCCGGUGUAAAGAUGACGAGUUCACGCACUUGUACACCCUGAUUGUCCGGCCUGACAACACCUAUGAGGUUAAGAUUGAUAACAGCAAAGUUGAGUCUGGCAGUUUGGAAGAAGAUUGGGAUUUCCUGCCACCCAAGACGGUUGAUGAUCCUGAUGCCAAGAAACCAGAAGACUGGGAUGAACGUGCAACAAUUGAUGACCCAGAUGACAAGAAACCAGAAAAUUGGGACAAACCUGAACUGAUCCCUGACCCUGAUGCCAAGAAGCCAGAAGACUGGGAUGAUGAGAUGGAUGGAGACUGGGAACCUCCAAUGAUCCAGAACCCAGAGUACAAGGGUGAAUGGAAACCCAAACAAAUUGACAAUCCUAACUACAAAGGGAAAUGGAUCCAUCCUAAAAUUGAUAACCCUGAAUACACUGCAGAUCCUAACCUGUACAGCUAUGAUAGCUUUGCUUUUAUUGGUUUGGACCUCUGGCAGGUUAAGUCUGGAACAAUCUUUGACAACUUUUUGAUCACGGAUGAUGAAAAGUAUGCUGAAGAAUAUGGCAAUGAAACAUGGGGCGUAACAAAGGAUGCUGAGAAGAAAAUGAAAGAUCAGCAGGAUGAAGAAGAGAGGAAGAAACAGGAAGAAGAAGAUAAGAAGCAGAAGGAGGAAGGAGGAGAGAAAGAGGAGGAGGAAGAGGAAGAGGAGGAAGAGGACGAAGAAGACACAGAUACUGAAGCAGAAGGAGAUGAUGAUGCCCCCUUAAAGGAUGAACUGUAAAAUGCCAAAUUUGAGACUUUACACAUGGAGGUGUAGUAAAGGGACAUAAAGCUGCUAGCAUGGAGAAUGGCACCAGUAACUGCAAAAAGUUUUUGAGAAAAUCCAGGACACUGCUCACAUGUGCAGUGGGCUUUCUUUUGUUGUUUUUUUUGUAGGUGAAAUACCUGUGUGUGUGUGUUCCCCCCCCCCUGGCAGCUUGCAUUUUGCCAACACAGAUUAUUUUUUUAAUGAAUGUAGGUAUUGUAUUUGAAAAUAUUUUCAAGUGUCUGUGGAUGUCUUUUCUUGUCUAAAGAACUUUUAUUCAUUAAUGUCUGACUUCCAGGAGCAUUGCAGCCACGUAGAAUGCUAAAUAAGCCUGACCUGCCAGUCAAUUAAAAUUUGAAUCCUUUUUUUAGGACAUCUUUCCCUCCUAAAGCAUUAAAAUUGAUGAUUGACUGCAGAACUUGUAUUGUGUUUAAAGAGAAAAUGUUUGAGAAUGUCAGAGUAAAGCAUUAAAAAUACGUGGGGAUUCUUUGAAACACGAGAGACAGAGAAAGGUGAAAGGCGUUUUGCCACUGACAAAUACCAGAAUUCUUGAGCAUUAGUAAAGAAUCCUCUUAAAAUGCUAUACAACAUGUGGGGGCUUGUAAAAUUAAGUGUUUUUUUCAAAAUAAGUAUUGAUGACCUGUACUGUUGCAAAAAAAAAAAAAAAAACAGGGCUUUAAGUGAGAUUAACUUCUUGUCACACAUUUUCUAAGAGUCUGAUUGUCUAUAUGGCUGUCUCUCAUGCAGUCUUAAUUGUAACUGGUUCUGCCCAGCUAACCUUUCUUAUAAUGGAGUGAGUGAAAACAUUUCAUACUAAGCGAAGGGUACAUUUUAAAAAAUUGUGAGAUUAGUUGCAAUGGUGUACAUUUACUGAUCCUAUUUACCCUGAGUCAGCUGCAAAAAAUAACAUUUCAUAAAAGAUGGAUGCGAGUAUUUUAUCUCUGUAUGUUUUACUGUCUAUUACGUUUGUCUGCAAACCGUUUAGUAAGGUAAUAACCACUCCUCUGAAUUUACUUCCACCUUUUCUUUUGUAACUGUCCGCCCCCUACAUGUAGUAUUUACUUAUCUGCUAUGUGCCAUUGCAACUUUUUGAAAUGUAAUUCUGGAAAAUCUGCACCCUUUUUACAGUAAACUGCGAGAAGGGAAUUGUGUCGCCUGAUGAGGUAUAAUAACACUGGCUAAAUCCUGAAGAUUCACUAGAGAACUCUGGUGAGGCUAUAAAGAGAGAUGCCAACCGUAGUUAUGUUUUUCUUACAAAGGGCGAAGUUUAAUAGAAGUCCAGAGGGGUCUUCAGAGCUGUAGUCAGCAGCCAGUUUGAUUGGGAACUGGUAUAUCUGCUUUGCCUGCUCUUUUCCUCAUUGUGCAUUUUUAAUAUUUUGGUAGAAUUCUUGGAAGUCGAACCAUCAAACUGUACAGCAAAAGUAUCUCCGAUGCCCUCCAGAUGUGAGAUUGUAAUGUUUGUAGCUAGAUGUGGUGGUGCCAUUAAAAGAAAAGGUGUAUUUGUGUGUUCAUGAUAAUCUUAAGUAAGUCCUUUGGAAUGACAUCCCAUUCAUAAGUGGUUUUAUGCCAUGGUAGGCUUCAGCUCCAUUGUACCCUAUGAGAUAGAGUGGUUAAUCUUAAGCUCUUUGUAGUAUAGUUGCACCAUAUUUAUAGACAAUAGGAAUGGUCUCUCAGUGAGACUGCUGGUUAGCAGUUACUAGUAUAGGAGCAUUAGUUUUGAAUUUAAAAAGAACAUUAUAUGUACUGACUAACAAUGUUUUAUUCAAAAUAUGUGCAAUGUGACCAAGACACACACUGUGUAGUUUACAUAUGUUUUUAAUUGCCCCUGGGUGUGUUCUUUUCAGAACCGUGAACCAAACGUAUUUGGUAGCCUGCACACCUGAAAUCUCCCUCUUUUGAUGGAUAAGCUAAAUUUAGAUAAUGACCAGCAGUGGUUAUUUUUGUCUUCAGAGUAGCUGCUGUAAACAAAAAAAAAAAAAAAAAAUCCCCUAUGAGCUGUUUGUAGUUGCAUACGAUCUACUGCUCUUUCUGUUGAGAGGUGCAUGAACUUUGGCAGCCCUGCUGUAUCUGUAUUGGAACUUUUUCUGUUGUAAUGAAUGAAUAAGUGGAAAAUGGUAACAAAGUUUAUAAUGCUGUGUGCUUUAAUGGACUUCUACUCUACUGACUAAACACCCUGUUUGAUAAACAUGGAGUUAUGAACAUUGUUGCUGGGGCAGCCUUGAAAACAUGCAUAUGUGAGAAGAGAUUUCUGCAAGGCAAUUAAUGAUCAAACUCAAUAACUGAUCAUUUAUUAUCCUGCUGUAACAGUCGCAAUACAUUUUUAAUUCUGACAACCACUGUCCAUUUGAAAACAAGAAAUGUAUACUAAAACUGAAAUCAAACCUAAGCUGUAGGCAUUAACAAGUACAGGACAUUAUUCUCUGUAAUGUGACUUCCCUCCACUGGACUGAAAGAUGAUUCACUUGCAUAGCAUGUAAUGCAGACAAUUGCACUUAAUGUGAGUUUUCAUCUAAAAAGUUGUCAUGUAACCUUAUCAGCCCUUCGCUGUCCCCUCAUUCCACCAGGGGAUAUUCCUACACUGAGGAAUUAACCUGAUUUUCCCUUCUCUGCCUUUAUAGAGGGAGCUGGCUUCCAGCUUUUCAGUCUGUUCCCCAGCUAGUAAUCUGGUACUUGGGACCAUUAACUGAAUGCAGCUCCCCAGUGUCAUACAUGGGAGAUUGCCUUCUGUAACAGCUGGAAAUGGUUUCUCAAAAAAAUGAAACUGGUGCUGCUGAUCUUACUAGAAGUAUUUGGACAAGUUUCUGUGCCAAACCACCUAUAAGUGUAUGCAAAGAGCCAAAAGUCCUUUCAGAAGUUUUGAUGCAAGUAUUUCAUAUCAUUUAAAGAAAAGUGUAGAAAUAUAACUGAUUUCUCCUUUGUCCACAUUACGGUCUGUAUAUUUUUAAACUAGUGUCUCUGGAGUUUCUACCUUCAUGUUGUGUUGUCUUAAAACAAGUUGCAGUUAUUUAUUCACAUGCUGUCUGCCUCCAUUUGCAGUGCUUCUGUGUGAUUUGUGUACGUGUGCUUUGUUGCUGUUAGACACCAGUAGCAUAGCACCCUAAAUAAUGAUACACAACUGUGCUGUUUCACUAAACUAGUCUCGUCUAGUUUAAAACUUGGGUUGCAGAAGAACAUCCAAAUGUGAAAACAUUUUUGUUAAAACGGGGUAAUCAGAUGUAUAGUUCUGAGAUUGUAAAAAAACUGCUAUGCUGCUUCAGUUUUUCUUUAAGUGAAUUGUUGUGUACAGUAAAUUUUCUGUUGCCCAUAUAACAAGUGUAUAUGUUAAAUUUGCAGUAUGUGUUUUUUGUGGGUUGGAUAUGAAAUGCAAACCCCAUUCAGCACCUGUGUCCCUGUACCUGUGACCUGUGUAAACCCUCUAAUGAACCAGGACUCCAUACAGCAUCCACAAAUACUAGUAUUGAAUGUGUUUGCCCCAUGAUGUAUUAUCUGGAGUACCACGAAAAAGGUGCUUCUACUUCAGAUCCAUGUUGUGCCAGUCUCUUAAUGGCAAAUAAUUUUAUAUAUUUGAUAUAUACAAGUUGUUUUUUUUUUUUUAUUUUAUUAUUUUUUUUUUUGAGAUCCUGCAGUCACCUGAAUAACAUUAUAUUGUUAUUUUAGGAUAGUUUUGUCUCUUUAAAGUGUGUUUUCUGUUUCAGAAAGACAUGUAUUGUAUGACUUUCUGAAAUUAAUAGAUAACAUUUUAAUGGAAAUAUCUGAAUGAGUUGUAUUUGUUUUGAUGUAUUUUGUACAUAAAUUAUGUGAUGGUGCCAUAAAUGGGGGAUCCCAGAUUAAAACCUGAGUGGUGCAUAGUUGCUUUGGGAGAAGGACAUUUUCUUGUUAACCUCAUGGUAGGUGCCUGUCUUUUUGUUCUUUUUGCUUUACCUUUUUUACUUUCUGUAAUUUCUUGUAUCCGGAUGUAGUUUCCUAAAUUAGCAUUUAAGAAACAACACAAGGGAGAAGAUAUUCUUAACAAUUUAUUGAAAUCACUGAUAAUUCAGUUGUAAUGUAUUUUUUUUAAUGUUUUGAGCAGUAAAAUAAAUACAUGUAGAAAGAUUGGUUAUGUUUCUAAUUUUUGUGCAAUAGGGAUCAUCCAGCAAAAAUAAACAUUUUUGAAAAAAAAAAUAA